Candidula unifasciata is the source of this 1224-nucleotide messenger RNA. NCBI's taxonomy places the organism in Eukaryota, Metazoa, Mollusca, Gastropoda, Stylommatophora, Geomitridae. The record is from the annotation of a GenBank genome assembly.
AUGGCUCGCUUGUCUGACAUUUCCUUUUUUCAUGGAGAGUUGACAGGGUCUGACACCAACUACCACCAUCGGAUUAUUAGAGAUGUUUAUGCUAGCGUUAAUCUGAGAAACAGUACGUUAUGGUUGAACAGUGCCAUUCCUCGUUACACGCAUGCGAGUGACGACACGACAAAUCCUCGUCUGGUGGCUGGUAUUGUAGUGCUGGCCUUGCUGGGAUUCAACGUCCUAGGAAACUCUCUGGUGUUUUUCAUCUACGAGUUCCGUGUGAAGCCGAGUGUCUUCUCGUUCUACGUCAAAGUUCUGGCGGCGCUGGACAUAUCCACGGCACUGACCACCAUGUUGCUGGACGUCAUCAUCAAGAUGCGACCUCUGGAGGAAAGCUGGCUUGACCUGAACAGCUUAUGUAAGAUCACACACUUCCAGGUGUAUGCCCAGAGUCUCGUCAGUGGCUGUGUCUUCACGCUGAUAGCCUAUCAGAGGUACCGCAAGAUCUGCCAUCCUCUAGAACCAGGGCUGACCAUCAGGACAGCCAGACGAUCGCUGGUCAUCAUCUCCGCCAUCUGCAUCCCACUGACCGUCCCCACCCUGGUCAUCAACGGGGCACAGGACAUCCAAGUCCGGGUGAACACAUCACACAUCGUCAACGUGACCAUCUGUAGGAACGACAAGAGAUUCGAAGGCACAUAUUACCAAAGCGUGUUUUCUAUCUUCCUUCUGUCGGCAUUCUCUCUGGUCCUGUGUCUGACAAUCAUAUAUUACGCAAUGGUCGCUAAAGCGGUGAGAAAGUUCGAACGCCGCAGCUCCAUGUUGUCCAAGCCUGCCUCAUCCCCAACCGCCCUAGACACCAUCAACAAAGAACAGGGAUAUGCUGUCCAUGCAACAGUGGGAAGACACAGACAGUCUGCAGGGCGUACUCGACUACCUCGCCUGUCGAUAUCUGGAGAAACCAACGACCGGAUUUCCAUACAAAUGUAUCGGGUGUUUGCCACAAUCACCAUCAUCUUCAUCGUCAGCUAUCUGCCACAUCUGCUGGUUCUGGUGCUGAGAAAAUCACUGGGGCUCGAUCACCAGGUACUCACGUUUGCUGAACGGAUUCUUCUGGACCUCGCUUACAACUGCCCCUAUCUGAGCACUGUAGCAAACCCCAUUGUCUACGGCUACUGCAAUGCUGAAUUUAGGGACCGCUUGAAACAUAUUUUCUGUUGUAAAGGGACUCGAAGUUAA